GACUGCCUGAGAUUGAACCCAAUCAAAGUAACUCAAAAAGUGCUAGGCUAUAGUCUGUGCACAUUCAGCCUGCAUUUCUCUCCCUCUGUCGACUGUAUCUCCCUCCCCCGCAUGGUCAACAGGGCGGGCGCAUCUCAACUCGCCGAACAUGCAACUUUUUUGAAAGAAGAAAUUUGACUGUUGACCGAUUCCCCAUCCCAUCCACAUACUCUCUAGCGCAGGAACAAAACGACCUGGGAUCGAGGACGCAACUUAUCUGGUGCGCAUCCAGAUUGCUCUCAUCUGGGUCUGCCAUUUGCAAACCGCGCGCAACGCGCUCAGCAUUUCAGCCUCUUGUUCCAAGGCUAAUUUAGGACACCGCUUUGAACCCUGUGCCGUGUUGGGGUGAGUUGAAUGUGUAGCAGCAGCACACUACAAAGUCUGAUAUAGUUUAGUUACUAAAUGCGCAUAUUUCAUCAUUAAACAUAUUUUAUUUAUGAAUUCAUCAAGACCGUUUGUUCUAACCGGGAUUUAAAGUUAUGGAUUCAACGGAGGAUAACGGGGAGAGCAAGGCAGCGCUCCGUCCAUGCGCGCCCAGGUCUCUUCUCCUGCGCUGUCUGGUCGGUUUCCCUACUGUGGUGUGUUUCAUGUUGUCCCUGAGUUCCAUAGCCGUCUGCCUGAUCAUGAGCUUCAAGACUUACCAACUGGAGAACCGACUGCAUACGCUGGAGAUGGAGAAAAACACAGUGUUUAACCCGCCGGAGAGCGCCUUCACGCGCGAGGAUGGGACUGUACUACCGGCACUAAGGAGUUCUAUCGAGACGCUCCUGCAAGAGAGACUGAGUGAAGUGAUGCCCAAACUGCGCACGGCAAGGGAUGUCCCCCAAGAUUGUUCCUGCCCACCAGGUCCUCCUGGAAAGCGUGGAAGGAUGGGAAGAAGAGGUGAUCCCGGAGCUCCAGGCAAGACGGGGAGAGAUGGAUACCCGGGCCCGCUUGGAUUGGAUGGCAAACCAGGUCUCCCGGGUCCUAAAGGAAGUCAGGGACCAGCCGGACUCAAGGGAGAUAAGGGUGACCAAGGAGACAUUGGGCCCAGGAUGGUCUUUCCCCGCUAUGACCAUGGCUUUAUGUCUGGUGACCAGUCCAACUUUCAGAGACGCUUGAUGAAGGGUGACCAGGGGUCAGCUGGCCCUCCAGGCCCCCCCGGACCCCCAGGGUCCCCUGGCCCCAGAGGCCCUCCUGGGAACACAGGCAAGGACGGGCCCCGCGGACCCGCUGGAGAACAGGGUUUCCCUGGUCACGAUGGUACGGAGGGACAAGCAGGUUUACCUGGAAAGCCGGGUGAAGAUGGCGAGCCAGGAUACCCAGGACCACAGGGACCCCCAGGGUCAAAGGGGGAGGCUGGUUUGCUGGGAGAGAAGGGUGAGAGGGGCAUGGACGGACUCCCAGGGUUUAAGGGAGACAAAGGAGAUAUCGGAGAGCAAGGCGCCCAGGGAGACUUGGGUUAUCCUGGUGAGAAGGGGGUUCCCGGCUCUACUGAGGUCAUUGACUUCAAUGGGAAGCUACUAGAAGCCUUCCAGGCCAUCCAGACCAUCAGUGUCAGGGGCCCACCAGGUUUACCGGGUCCUCCGGGACCCCCAGGGGGAAAGGGAGAGCUAGGCUUGCCUGGGACAUCUGGACUGGAUGGGGAGAAGGGUCCGAAGGGAGAUAUGGGGGAGACGGGGUCCAUCGGCGAGAAGGGAGAGAAAGGAGAGAUGGGUCUCUCUGGGCCAGGGGGGAUGGAUGGACAGAAGGGGGAGAAGGGAGACUCCAUUCUGGAAGAUAACCUGGUUCAGAUGAUUUCUCAGCCGGGCCCCCCCGGCCCCCCAGGACCCCCUGGACCUACAGGGUUCAUGGGUCAUCAUGGAACACCUGGCCCUAAGGGAGAGCCUGGAGACAGAGCUAAAGGGGAGAAGGGAGACAUCGGACCUGCUGGACUGAGGGGUAUUGAUGGCCCUCAGGGUCCCCCAGGCUCCACAGGAUUGGUGGGUCUCCCAGGCACCAAAGGAGAGAAGGGAAAGUCUGGGGAGCCUGGAAUGGAUGGUUUCCCAGGCCUGAUUGGAGAGAAGGGAGACCGGGGAGACAGAGGAGACAAGGGUGACCGGGGGACAGUGGGGAAGAGAGGUCUGAAGGGCGGUAAGGGGGAGCAGGGUCCUCCUGGACUGGACCAGCCCUGUCCUGUGGGUUCUAAUGGGACUAAAGGACUUUCUGAUGAGGGGGCACAGUCCAUCCCUCCUCCUGCUCCUCUUCCUCCUUCUGGCCCCGAGGCCCCCUGUCCUUUGGGGCAGGAUGGACUGCCCAUACCAGGAUGUUGGCACAAGGAGGAGAAGGAGGAGGAGAGGAGGAGACAGAAGCUCAAACGCAAGCGUCUCGCUCUCUCUAAGCCCAGAGGGGAGAGCAGGCCUGGAGGACAGAGGGAAGACGCGGGAGAGACAGACAGACAUGGAAGCACAGAGGACAGACAACCUCUAUUGAGAGAGUCAUGAAACGGUUCCGUGCAAUUCAGUUCAAUUCAUAAUACUGAGAUCCUGCAUUAUGGAAAAACACCAGGAGGGGGCGACACAGAACACUACAUUUCCACUUACACCUGAAGAGGGCUCUCACCCAUUGGCUGUUGUAGUUUUUUACCACACUCACAGUUGGUUCUGGGCUACAGAUGCAAGGAUUUACCUAUGAUGACACAAUAAUAAUAAUAAUAAUAAUAAUAAUAAUAAUAUAUGAUGUCUGUGGAUUCACCCGACGGAUAUGAUGAAAGUGUUUUUAUGAUAUGGUGUAUGGCGAUUUAAUUUGUUGCUCUUCUUUACUUUAGUGUUUCCAUUUAAUAAAGUGCAUGAUCAACACUAGUCACAUCAUCAUAUACAGUAGCUUCACCCAUACCAGCACACUAAGGCAAUAAGUUACUGAGGUAUUUACUUUGCACAGAACAAUCUCUAACAGUCUUUCCAUGUAAAAUGCCACAAGGCAUCAGUUUUUUAUGCAGAUGUUUUUUGUGUGUGGCUUACACUACUGGGAGUGAUGACAAGUGUGAUGUUUUAUUUGAUUUUAUUCUAGUUCAGUUACAUUUGCAUUCCUGUGCAUGGACGUGUUUGUAUAAUAUACAGAUACAUACUAAGUUCAUUGUGUUAAAUUCAAAGUCAGAACUGAAGGAGCCAUGUGCAGUAUUCACAAAUAUGUAGUAAUCCAUCAAUGAAGUUGAAUAUGAAGUUCAUUUGAACAUUAAGUAAUUUUGUGAUUUUAUUUGGCUUUCAUCAGAUGCCAAUUAGAAAUAUCACAUCAGUAUUUUCUGACAGUGUUGACAGUACAGUAUUGAAGAUGUAUAUUGAAGUAUUAUCACUUAACCUUAGCUAAAGACACAUUUCGAUGAAAUACUGUUUUCUCAACAACAGUAUGAAUUCUUGCUGCUGACUUAAAAUUGUUUGUUUGUCUUAACCAAUGAGUUUAGUCAUAUAAGACUAGAGUUCACAGACUGAAGUACAAUAAUGUACCCAAAGUCAUUAAUUUAAUAAUAGUUAUAUUCAUUGGUCCACAUUGACACACCAUGACAAAAAGGUCAUAAUUGUCGGUUGGUUUAACUAAACCUACUUGUUUGUUUUUAUACAUUAUCACAUCAUGAAUUAUCUUUUUUCAUUUAUUCUGAUUUACAUUUUUCUUUCUGACUUCAUCGAUUGUCUUUUGGAGAUUUAUCUAAUUGGUGCUCGAUCACUCUUUCUAACUUUAUGGAUGGUCUUUUGGAGAUCUAUCUUCAUGGUGCUCGAUCACUCUGUGUUUCUGUGUUUCUCAAGUAUUCCUGUAGGGUCCACACACACACACACAUACACACACACACACACACACCUCAAUUUCAAUAUCAAGAGCACAUGACAGAUAUAAGUAACUUGCUUGUGAGUUUCACUAUACCACAUUUAUGCUAUUAAAUGAAUGCCCCUGGAAUAUAAUAAACAACUGGUUCAUUAUAUUGUACUUUAUUAAUGUACCAUUUUCAGUAUUUUUAUUCACAAAGUGUUAUAUUUGAAACUGGGAUGUAGUGCACAAUCAUAUUGGUUGUUUUCUUCAUCCCUCUCAUUUAAAGGCCCAGUGCAGUCACUGUGAAAGUGUGAAAAAUUGGAUCAGUGUUUUUUCUUGAUAGUUGCUGGUUGAAAAGACAAUCUACACAGGACCUUCUAAUCAGCAGGUUUGCGGAAGGUUGGUAAAUUGGUUAAUAGACCAAUACAAAGUAGAGUUUCAAACCUCUCCCCAUUUUAAUUAAAAUCUAUUACAGUAAGGUACUUAAUUGUUACCAAGAAAUUAUUUGAUAUUGAUUAAAACGUCUGCAUUGGGCCUUUGAUGUUGGACUUAUGCAGCAAUGUGUGUGAUACUCUACCUUGACAAACUGAUGUUUCUCUGCAAUAUUACAGGUUUAUUUCUUUGGCAGAUAUCCUCAGUUUCUCAUUUUUUAAGGAAUAAUUGCCAACCAUUGGUGACACAAUGUCUGAGUACAGUUUAGCGUGUUUUAUAAAAAAAAUAUUACAGUAUUAGGUCGAUUUUGUGAGUUUGUUUAUUUGGUUGUGUAUUUUGGUUGUAAAAUAAUUAAGCUAUUUUUGUAACUGCUAUCUUUAUCUCUGUAUAAUGUAAAAUCUAGUCAACUCAACAUGUAGACUGAAAUAAACUCCAUAAAAUAUACUGUUA
Molecule: messenger RNA, 4680 nt
Organism: Coregonus clupeaformis (lake whitefish)
Lineage: Eukaryota; Metazoa; Chordata; Actinopteri; Salmoniformes; Salmonidae
Product: collagen alpha-1(XXIII) chain
Exons: 32
Coding region: 519-2501 (660 amino acids)
Source: RefSeq, a predicted model, not a curated record